UACAUGAGAUGUGCUCACACUAAAGGCGUGGUUGCUUGCAGGUGGACCGUUGCUGUUCGGUCUGUUCUCCAUCGCAGCUUUCUACAAGCAGGACUUUUCACCUCCGUGGAACUAAAACAACGCAAACAUGCCUAAAUGCCCCAAGUGCGAAAAGGAAGUGUACUUUGCGGAGAGAGUAUCAUCGCUUGGCAAAGACUGGCAUAGACCUUGUCUGAAAUGCGAGAAAUGCAACAAGACCUUGUCGCCUGGCUCACAUGCAGAGCAUGAUGGGAAGCCCUAUUGUAACAACCCAUGCUACUCUGCACUCUUUGGACCCAAAGGGUUUGGACGUGGUGGCACUGAGAGCCACACAUUCAAAUAGGCCAUUGUAAAGGUUUACACCGUCUAAAAGCAUGUUUUUAGGGGCACGGAUGCCACUAUUUUUAUCCAUAUUUUGUUAAGCCAAAGAAAAAACCAAGCCAUGACCAAGCUAUACCAUGUUUAAGAAAGUACUAAUUUGUAUUAGCUGUUUUCAAAUGUUAUCUGCUAGCAGCAUAGAAUGAUGCUAGCAGACACUGUUCAAACCACUUUUUUCAAUUAAAUUGAACAUUAUAUACAUUAAAUGUAUGUUUAAAACA
Molecule: messenger RNA, 617 nt
Organism: Myxocyprinus asiaticus (Chinese sucker)
Lineage: Eukaryota; Metazoa; Chordata; Actinopteri; Cypriniformes; Catostomidae
Product: cysteine-rich protein 1-like
Exons: 5
Coding region: 128-361 (77 amino acids)
Biological process (GO): intrinsic apoptotic signaling pathway in response to DNA damage; regulation of gene expression
Molecular function (GO): zinc ion binding
Source: RefSeq, a predicted model, not a curated record